AUGACCAAGAUAUGCAUCAGAAAUGUUGCCGUUUUCGAUAGUGAGGGCAUCCUCAAGUCAGAAAAUGUGGUCUUCACCCGAUCCGCCGGUAACGUUCAGAAUUACAUGGCCGACGGCUCCGAUGCUGAGACGUCUGACUUUGUUGUCGAUGGGCGCGGCUGUUCACUUAUCCCCGGACUCAUCGACGUUUGUGUCAAUAUCAAAGGCGCCAACGCCGCCCUCGGCACCUUUGCGAGCUACGGUGUCACGACCGUCGUCGACAUGAGCAGCAGUACUCAGCAAUGCCGGGCUAUGCGUGUUUAUGCCGCCAGUAAGAUGGGACUCUCGACCUUUUUCACCUGCGGAACUGAAGCAGUUGCCGCUAGGGACUAUCAACCUCAGCUAUACAAUGGAUCGGAAGGAUCGGUUAUCCGCACGCGCGAAGAUGCUCUGGCCUUUGUCUCGGCGAAGGCUAGCGGUCCUAACUGCGCAGACUUUAUCAAUGUCGCCGUCAACCUCCACUCGUUCGAUGACGAGAUCCUGAAGGCUAUUGUCGACGCGGCACGUGCCGACGACAAGCUAACCAUCGCCCGCACCAGCGGGAUACAAUCCUACAGGCGCGCCUUGCAUGCCGAUUUCGAUAUCUUCGUUCACGCGCCCCUCGACGCGCCUAUUGAUGAGAUCCUGGCACGCAAGAUGGCCGGUAAGAACAAGAUCUUUGUGCCGACACUCAUAAUGAUGCGACGGCUUGCGUCAAACAUAGACUCCAGAGAUACCACCGCCACUAGUGCCUGGACCCAGAGCCGUCCAGACAGGUCCAACCUGGAUCCACGCUCAAUCGAGAACUUGAACCCCGGUGCCACAGCCGGCAGCACCUACGAAAAUGCAAUGAAGAGCGUACGCACGCUACAUGAUGCCGGCGUCGCGAUUUGCGCGGGUACCGCGGCGAACCUGGUCCCAGGGUCCCAGAUUCCCUUCGGGGAAAGUCUGCACGAGGAGCUGCACCUGCUGGUCGAGGCCGGCAUGCCAGCGCUCGACGUACUCCGUUCGGCAACCUGUGUGGCAGCCAAGGCCUUCCGGCUUGGCGACCGUGGCAUGGUCCGGGAGGGUCUGCGGGCCGACCUGUUACUUGUCGAGGGCAACCCGCUGGAAAACAUCAGUGUAACACGCAAUAUCAAAAGAAUCUGGAUUCGAGGGGAGGAGGUAAAUCUGUUCAAUGCGGCUCAUGCGGUAGAGGCGGUCUGA
This is a messenger RNA of Colletotrichum godetiae, 1224 nucleotides long. RefSeq lists its product as uncharacterized. NCBI's taxonomy places the organism in Eukaryota, Fungi, Ascomycota, Sordariomycetes, Glomerellales, Glomerellaceae. The transcript is spliced from 2 exons. Gene Ontology annotation, molecular function: hydrolase activity, acting on carbon-nitrogen (but not peptide) bonds. Bases 1 to 1224 code for a protein of 407 amino acids. The record is from RefSeq and is a predicted model, not a curated record.